Rotaria sordida is the source of this 2046-nucleotide messenger RNA. Lineage: Eukaryota; Metazoa; Rotifera; Eurotatoria; Philodinida; Philodinidae. The record is from the annotation of a GenBank genome assembly.
AUGCAACAAAUUCGUGAGCAAGAACAAGCAGAAGCAAACACUAGAUCAUCGUCAUCGGUUCUACCUUCUACAACACUACACAAUACCGCUACAUCGACUGCUUCAAAUGUUGAAAGGAUACAUUCAUCGAACACGCCCAAUAGUGAAUUGAAUGCGAAGAUACCGGCAAAGCCAACUGUUGAGAAAACAAAAGCAGCAAAGUUAGCCCCUAUAAUUCCAUCUCCAGAGCCGAUGCAAACCAGUGCUACAACUUUGACAAAUCCUUGUGCUUUGUGCAUGAGUGAAGAAAAACUUGAUUCGAAAAGUUCAUCUAGAAAGUUUUAUACUCAUCUUGAAGAUCUAUCAAAUGAAGUCAUUUAUGAAAUAUUUGACUAUCUUGAUAUUUAUCAUAUAUACGAAGCUUUUUCAAAUCCUAACAAACGAUUUGAUAAUUUUCUUGCUUCAUCAACAUUUCCUAUUAAAAUUAAUAUUUCAUUAAUGUCUAAAUCUAAUUUUCAACGUUAUUAUACAAAUAUUCUUAUGCCUAAUAAACAUCGAAUUACUUCAAUUUAUUUAUCAAAUCUAUUUAUUGUUGAUCGUGUUUGUUCACCACCUCGUAUUAUUUUAACAUUUGUUCAACUUGAAAGACUUAUUCUUGAUAAUAUUCAAUUAAAAUAUCUUCAAAAUAUUCUCAAUCAUUUAAUUUCUUUAUUUAAUCUUCAUUCAUUAACUAUAAGUCUUAUUGAUAAAAUUCAAAAUAAAAAUAAUUUUUAUCGUUCAAUAUUUCGUUUACCUACAUUAAAAUAUUGUAAACUAUCAUUUGAAUCAUAUGUAAGAGCAAAACCAUUAUUGAUAUCAUCAAAUGGAUGCAGUUCUAUUGAACAUCUUAUUAUUCAUAAUGAAUCAACACUUGAUGAAUUUCGUAUUGUAUUAUCAUAUCUACCACAACUUCGUCGUCUUUAUUGGAAUAAACUAUGCAGAUUCAAUAAUAAACAAGAUGAAUUACGAGAAAUUACAUUAAAAUAUUUGAAACAUGUUUCUCUUCAAUUUAAAUAUAUAUAUUUUGAUCAGUUCGAACCAUUGAUAAUAGAUCUUUUUCAUCAAGUUGAAGUUUUACGAAUUUCUACAAGUUUCGAUAGAUCUUAUUUCGAUGCCAAUCGAUGGGAACGAUUAAUUUCAUCAUAUAUGCCACAUUUACGUAUAUUUGAUAUUCAACAUAAUGAUAAUUCACACGAUCAAAUGACAUGUAAUAAUCUAAAUAAUUUAUUCAUUUCUUCUUUUUGGUUACAACAUCAAUGGUUUUUUACACAUCAAUGUUAUUCAAGAGGAAAUUGGAAACAAAUAAAUUUCUAUUCAACAAAUCCAUAUAGGAGAAAACAUUAUACAAUAUAUGACGAAAUAGAAAAAGAAAAUUGUUUACAUAAUCAAGAAGCUAAUUUAGAUUUAGUUGAUCAUGUUCAUAUUCAAGGUGAAAAAACAAUGUUAUCUUGUUUAAAUUAUUUUCCAAAUGCCACUAAUCUUACUCUUUCACAUAGCUUUAAUAAAAGUAUUGAUGAAACUAUAAUUAAUCUUAAUCGAAUUCUUCCUUUAAUACAACUUACUAAAUUAUCUAUCGAUUGUGAUGGAUUUUCUUUUGAUAAAGUUAUUGAAUUAAUACAUUUUACACCAAAUAUUCAUACAUUAAAAGUUUAUUCAAUGAAUUUAUAUAAAAUAGAUUCGAUAUUAUCAAUACAAAAAAGUAAAAUAUUUCUAUUAGUAUCCAAUAGAAAUCUAAUUAAAAAUUUUACUAUUGAUAAUCGAUGUACAUUUGAACAAGCAAAAUUAUUAAUUAAUCUUUGUCAUCGAUUGGAACAUAUUAAUAUCGAUAUUUUAUGGCAAGAUUUUGAAUCAAUUUUGCAAUUAUUAUUAACAAAAAAUAAUAAUAAUACUUGUCAUUUAUGUUCAUUACGUUUAAAAUACGGAUCUAAAAGAAUGCGUAAAAAAUUGGAAAAAUUGAUUAAAUCAAAGAAUUUACUUGAUAAUUAUUCAAUAAAGUUAAUUCGUUCAAAAUUAUAUUUAUGGUGGUAA